AUGGAGGCACAUGCGCAAUUGGCCGCGCGGGAAGGCGGGAAGGCCCGAGGCAGCGGCCUCGAGAGUUCUACGUGCUCAACCCUCAGCCUGGACUCCAGCCCUGCUGCUUCGUCUCCGGGGCCUGAGGAGCGACCCCAGCCACCCACCCCACGGGGUGCCCCAUUAGCCAAGAAGCUUUUAGGGACUGUCAUGUCUGAACAGGACCUCAAAAAUAAGGAACAGGAUCAGCAUCAGGAUCAAGCGGGACCUUCUAUUUUCUCUGAAUUGGAAAGAAAUAGCUCACCCAAUGAUGUGCAGGGAAGAUUUUCUAGCCCCUCACUGUCAGUCUCCAAUGCAGACAGCCACACAGAAACCUUGGAUGGGAAGACAUCAAGUUUCUUUGUAGCUCUGGAUGCCAGCAUCGAAACUUUACAAAAAAGGGCCCAGCAGCUGAUUGACAGCAUCAAUGAAAGCAGGCAGAAGGACCACACGCUCAUGAGCAACUUCAGAGACAGCCUCAAGAUGAAGGUGUCAGAUUUGGUUGAGAAGUUGGAAGAAAGGAUGUAUCAGAUUUAUGAUCACCAUAACAAGCUCAUUCAAGAGAAGCUGCAAGAGUUCUCAGAAAAGAUGGAGAAGAUCAAUAAUUUAGAAACUGAGCUCAAACAAGUCUGCCACACUGUGGAAACUGUAUACAAAGAUUUGUGUGUGCAGCCUGAAAUAUGA
Molecule: messenger RNA, 702 nt
Organism: Gracilinanus agilis (Agile Gracile Mouse Opossum)
Lineage: Eukaryota; Metazoa; Chordata; Mammalia; Didelphimorphia; Didelphidae
Gene: SYCE2
Product: synaptonemal complex central element protein 2
Exons: 4
Coding region: 1-702 (233 amino acids)
Biological process (GO): synaptonemal complex assembly
Cellular component (GO): central element
Source: RefSeq, a predicted model, not a curated record